Papaver somniferum (opium poppy) is the source of this 705-nucleotide messenger RNA. RefSeq lists its product as uncharacterized. The record is from RefSeq and is a predicted model, not a curated record. Gene Ontology annotation, cellular component: plastid. The coding region runs from base 1 to 705 and encodes 234 amino acids. NCBI's taxonomy places the organism in Eukaryota, Viridiplantae, Streptophyta, Magnoliopsida, Ranunculales, Papaveraceae. The transcript has a single exon.
AUGUUGGGAACAUUACCAUCAAAAUACUUAAAAUGGGUAUCAAAAACACUAAGAGCUAGAGACUUUGAAGAAUGGGCACAACUGGCUGAUCAAGUAUUAGUAGACCCUGUAUACAAAGAUAGAAUUGAAUGGGAAUUAGCUGAGGUUUUAUUAAAUGGGAAUGAAAUUUCAUCAGGGAAGAAUGUAAAGAGCCCUGUUUCUGAUUUGUUGGAGAUCAGUGAAAGAUUUGGUUGGGAUAAUGAUGAUAAGAUUGGUUGGAGUAAGAUUAAUUUUGAGUUGCUUGGUACUUCUAAAACUGGAAGAAUACCCAGAAAAGCCAUUUCUUCUUCUGAUGAUGAUGAUGAAGAUUCAAAGGGUGCCAGGGAGAAGAAAUUUGGGGGUUUGAGUUAUAACAAAGGGUCUUCUGGGGUUGAAUCUGAGGAAAUGAUGAUGGGUUAUGGCAGUAGUAAUGUUGGUGGAGGUAGUAGAGAAGAGAGGAGAGAAAAACAGAGAUUAAAAAGGGGGUUAGAAUUGCGGAAAGUGAAGCUGGAUUUUGUUGCAAACAAGAAAAAAGAGAUUGAUCAUCAUCAACAUCAGCAUCAGCAUCGUAGUGAUCGAGAUAACGAUGAUGAUCUAAUGGCGGCGGUGGAGAAACCUGUGUCUAGUCCAUUUCCAGGGCGUGAGAAUCUACUAAAGAAAGUGUUAAAUAGACAGAAAAUUAUGUAG